CAAGCGCAGUGCGGCGGGCGGCCAUUUUCUCUCACUCUCGGGGUGUCCGUGGAGUUAUUUCCCCCUUUCCCCCCCCCCGGGCCCCGGCUCGGACCAGACCGGACGAUAACCCCCGCCCCAUCCCCACUUUCUCUUUGGCUUCGUUCGGUCGCCGUUGUCGAAAUAAAACCGAACGAGAGCCAAAAAAAAAAUUCCGAGCCUGAGCGACGCUCCCGCCAUGAUGAUGGAGGACGACGGGCAGCCGAGGACCCUCUACGUGGGGAAUCUCUCCAGAGAUGUGACAGAAGCUCUCAUUCUUCAACUUUUCAGUCAGAUUGGACCAUGCAAAAGCUGUAAGAUGAUUGUUGAGACUGGCAAUGAUCCAUAUUGCUUUGUGGAAUUCUAUGAGCACCGACAUGCAGCAGCAGCAUUGGCAGCAAUGAAUGGACGGAAAAUUAUGGGUAAGGAAGUCAAAGUGAACUGGGCAACAACUCCAAGUAGCCAGAAGAAAGACACAAGUAAUCAUUUCCAUGUAUUUGUUGGCGACUUGAGUCCAGAAAUCACCACAGAAGAUAUAAAAGCAGCAUUUGCUCCAUUUGGAAGAAUAUCCGAUGCUAGAGUGGUCAAAGACUUGGCAACUGGAAAAUCCAAAGGGUAUGGCUUUGUGUCCUUCUACAAUAAGUGGGAUGCUGAAAAUGCCAUUCAACAGAUGGGAGGGCAGUGGCUUGGAGGGAGACAGAUCCGAACAAACUGGGCAACCCGCAAGCCCCCUGCCCCAAAGAGUACAUCAGAGCCAAAUACCAAACAGCUCUCCUAUGAGGAAGUUGUAAAUCAGUCCAGUCCCAGCAAUUGUACCGUCUAUUGUGGUGGCAUAGCAGUUGGACUUACAGAGCAACUUAUGCGCCAGACAUUUUCGCCCUUUGGACAGAUCAUGGAGAUCAGAGUGUUUCCUGAGAAAGGAUAUUCAUUUGUACGCUUCUCAUCGCAUGAAAGUGCUGCACACGCUAUCGUCUCAGUCAAUGGAACCACCAUAGAAGGACAUAUCGUCAAGUGCUACUGGGGCAAAGAAACACCCGAUGGAAUGGGCCAAUUUCAGCAGCAAAAUCAGAUGGGUUACGCCCAGCCUUGGAGCCAGUUUGGCCAGUGGUAUGGAAAUACUCAACAGUUCGGCCAAUAUAUGCCCAAUGGCUGGCAGAUGCCUCCUUAUGGAGUUUAUGGACAAGCCUGGAACCAACAAGGAUUCAGAGUGGACCAGACACCGUCCACUGCUGCAUGGAUGGGUGCUAACUAUGGAGUCCAGCCUGCACAAGGUCAAAGUCCCAGUGUGAUAACCAACCAAGCAGGAUUUGGCAUGGCAGGCUACCAGACCCAGUGAGCAGAAAGGACUCUCUCUUCCUACCUAUAGCCAGUGGUUUCCUGCCACAGCGGACACGUCAAGCCUUUGUUUACUUAAAAGAUUUUUUUUUCAAAAGCUAGAUCAAUGAAACAUGUCAACUGCGUUGUAUUUAUUUUAAAAGGAAAGCAAUUCAUUUUAGAAAUCAUGGAAAUUUGUCUCAUCCAAGCUUCUGUCGAAAGAUGCUGGAUGUCUGCCAAUUUUUGUGUCCAGUUUUCUUCAAAACGAAAAUUAAAAUCCGUUUCCUGUGGCCCUUGGCGAGAAUAAACAAAAGCAGGGAUUUCUAACUAACGCUGCCACUUUUAUAAAAUGAGGCAGCCGAAUUGCACAAUAUUAGUCACAUGUUUCUACUACACAUGCUGGGCAGUUUAGUUUUGCAUUCCACAGAUUUGAUUUCAAAGUGUAAAAUUUAAUAAUCCUAUGUUUUCCACAUUUCUGUUGUACAAGGCCGUACUUUGUAAAUGUAGGAGGUUGUGCAAAAUGAAGAUCCCUUCGGAACAUGGAAAAACAAAUGUGGAGUCCCUGGAGCUCUCAGCAUGUACACAGCAUAGUUUAAGGCAAUGAAAUACUAUCGUAAAA
Messenger RNA from Stegostoma tigrinum, 1951 nucleotides. RefSeq names its product TIA1 cytotoxic granule-associated RNA binding protein (gene tia1). Bases 218 to 1354 code for a protein of 378 amino acids. Gene Ontology annotation, molecular function: mRNA binding. The record is from RefSeq and is a predicted model, not a curated record. The transcript has 12 exons. Lineage: Eukaryota; Metazoa; Chordata; Chondrichthyes; Orectolobiformes; Stegostomatidae.